UGACAAACAAAAAAGGAGGCUGUAUCAGUAAAAAGUGAAAAGGCGUUGCAAUAAAAAAAUAUUAAAAAUUCUCAAUAAAAAGGGUCAUUUCGUGACAAGAAAGAAGGAAAAAUUAAGCUAUCACUUUUCCUCUCUCGAGCUUCAGCUUUAGGGCAACAAUGUCUCUAUAUCUGAAGCCCUUGCUCUUCCUAUACGACUCCACUCUUAGCCUUCUCUUGCUUCUAUUCAGUGGAUGGAGUCUUGAAGAUGCAGCAGCAGCCCACGAGAGGCUUGAAGCAGACAAUAAUGCUGCAGAAUCGGAAUGGAGGCAAAUCCAAUAUUUGUGGAGAAAAACGAGGAGUCUUGUGCUUCUUCCAGUUUUCAAGGGUUUGGUGGUUUUGUGCUUGGUUAUAUCCAUCAUAGUGUUCUUAGAGAGCUUUUACAUGAACUUUGUCAUACUCUUCGUCAAGUUAUUUAGACGUAAACCCGAGAAAGUGUACAAAUGGGAAGCCAUGCAAGAAGAUGUCGAGGUUGGACCCCAAAACUAUCCAAUGGUUCUUGUCCAAAUACCAAUGUACAACGAAAAAGAGGUCUUUCAGUUAUCUAUAGCGGCAGUGUGCAGUAUGUUAUGGCCAUCGACCCGUCUAGUAGUGCAAGUUGUAGAUGAUUCUACAGAUCCGGUCGUAAGGGAAGGUGUGGACAUAGAGAUUGCAAAAUGGCAAAGCCAAGGCAUAAACAUAAGGUGUGAAAGAAGAGAUAACAGGAACGGGUACAAAGCGGGAGCUAUGAAAGAAGCUCUUACGCAUAACUACGUCAAGCAAUGCGACUUUGUGGCCGUCUUCGAUGCCGAUUUCCAGCCCGAGCCCGAUUACCUCAUGCGUGCCGUCCCCUUCCUCGUUCACAACCCUGAUGUUGCUCUCGUUCAAGCCCGGUGGAUCUUUGUGAACGCGAACGAAUGCUUGAUGACGAGGAUGCAAGAGAUGUCCCUCAACUACCAUUUCAAAGUGGAACAAGAAUCAGGGUCUACUAGACAUGCUUUCUUUGGUUUCAAUGGAACCGCGGGUGUAUGGAGAAUAUCGGCUAUAGAAGCAGCUGGAGGAUGGAAUUCAAGGACCACAGUAGAAGAUAUGGACUUGGCUGUUCGUGUUGGUCUUCACGGCUGGAAAUUUGUCUUUCUCAAUGACCUCACGGUGAGAAACGAGCUUCCAAGCAAAUUCAAGGCCUACAGAUUCCAACAACAUAGGUGGUCCUGUGGUCCGGCGAAUCUAUUCAGAAAAAUGACGAUGGAGAUCAUUUACAACAAGAGAGUAACAAUCUGGAAGAAGUUCUAUGUGAUCUACAGUUUUUUCUUCAUAAGGAAAGUGGCAGUACACUUCUUGACAUUCUUCUUCUACUGUAUAAUUGUGCCAACAAGUGUCUUCUUCCCUGAAAUCCACAUCCCAUCUUGGUCCACCAUUUACAUUCCCUCUUUGAUCAGUAUCUUCCACACCAUGGCAACUCCAAGAUCUUUCUACCUCGUGCUAUUUUGGAUUCUGUUCGAGAAUGUAAUGGCUAUGCAUCGAUCCAAAGGAACUUGCAUUGGCCUACUUGAAGGAGGAAGAGUGAACGAAUGGGUUGUGACCGAGAAACUGGGAGAUUUGAAGAAGAAGUUACUCUCUCAGGUCGUCCCACGUAAAUCUUGUUAUGAAAGAAUAAAUUCAAAGGAAGUGAUGGUGGGGAUAUACAUAUUAGGAUGUGCAUUCUAUGGACUGAUCAAUGGCCACACAUGGUUACAUUUUUAUCUUUUUCUUCAGGCCACUGCCUUUUUCGUCUCCGGUUUUGGUUUUAUCGGUACUUAAGAACCUUCCCCGUUAUUUCAUCACCACAUGAAUAAUAUUGUCCAUGUAUUAUUUAUAUUAUUUACUGUUUUAUUCAUUGUUACACCAUUGUAUCUCAUAUCAUAUUGUUUAAUGAAUAAGACGUUUUGUUUAAAUUUGAAUAAUGGGAAAACAAUUCACUCAGGAAUUUUUAUUUAUUAAA
Messenger RNA from Thlaspi arvense, 1998 nucleotides. Lineage: Eukaryota; Viridiplantae; Streptophyta; Magnoliopsida; Brassicales; Brassicaceae. The record is from the annotation of a GenBank genome assembly.